CGUGGCCGCUCCUUUCAGCUUGCAGUUAGGUCGCCCCAGCCAGGUUUCCAGCUUUCCUGACAAGAACUACUUGUGACUGUGACACCAUUGAAUUAUUGUUGCACACGUAUUCAGUUGCAGGUAAUUUUGUUGAUUAUGCGGCCUGUGAUACUGCCAUUCGCUCACCAUCCAGUUACCGCUCGUUGAAUUUCAGAAGCCGACGUAGUGGCAACGGUAAAGGCUUCCAGGCAGCGUGCCCACCCCGCCGACAAAAUCAGACAACGCAGCUGAACACGGCAAACACGAGACACUUUACCGUCAACAAAGUCAACUAAGGAAACCACUCAUUUUGCAACGAACAUUAUCCGUGCUUAAGGGCGACACUCUGAAGUACAAUGCUUUUUCCUUGUCGCCACGUCGUAUGACUGUCGAAAGCUUGCUGCUCUCGACUGGACACACUGCCAGAGUGACCCAGCUCUGAGUCCCUCAGUGUCCCAGACCGCUGACUAAGACUCUCGCCCAGCCCCCCAUGACAUAAUGUCAUGUGGUUACCACGCAGCGAGCUGCUGCCCGAAGAACUGAGAGAGCGAUUCGACAAAUUUACGUUUUCAAUCAUGAAAAAUUAGGAUAUACUUGUUCUUUUAUCACCAUAUCGACGGGACUGUCGGUCGUGGCAGCUGUGGUCUGAAAACCGCUUCACGAAAUAUUGCGAUCCACGGAACUGUAGCAAUGAAGGGGUCUAUUUUUCGAGCUGCAUGUCUGACCCUGCUCGUGGGAGCCGCUCUUUCGUGCGUCGCGACGGAAUCCAGCGACCCCAAGACUGAGGCUGAUUUCACCGCCACUAUCCCCAAAGGGGGACUCGAAAAGAAUGUGGAGAAAGUCUUUAAUCUCGGUCCGUCCAGCACGCUCCAGGUCAUUGACGAAACUGGUGAAGCAGUCUACUUGCCGAAACCAAGCGUGAGCGCUGACGACUCUUCGUCAGAACGGUACAGUGUUGCGUAUCCAUACACGAAUGGAGCGUGCGACUUCACACAGACCAUCAAAUUCAUGGAUGCAUUUCCUGGCUACACGACUCCGCUGUGGGUUCGGACACAGUCUGAUUCGGAGAAGCCUCAACCGGCAACCUCAAUAGGGGCUCUCAUGUAUACGUUUACCAAUCCUCCGGCAGAGUAUUUGGGUGAGGGUACGACCUUUUGCGUGCGGUUCAAAGCUUCGUUAGCGAACAGCUCUCAAUCAACGAAGCCACCCGCGCCUUCAGACGUAGAGGACACAGGCUCUUCUGACAACCCGGGUGACAAUGUGACAGAGGACACAACUGAGAGUCCAUCACAGGGCACCGACGGUUCAGCAUCAGGACCCGGGUCGACUCAUCCGGAAAACGACGCGGAGGAACAUGAGGAUGGCGAGUCACUGGGGCAAGACCAGCAAGGGCGCAUGGAUAAAUCUUCCCUAGGCAAAGAACCACCCAUGCUCGAUCAGGGAAAUUCGUCACCAGCAACAACGGGGGCGGGUGCCCAUGAAAAAAACGAGAGCGUGUCAGGAGUUCCAGCUCCCGGUGGACCUGAGGACAAAUCAGAGAAUGAAACGGACUCUCUUACUCCAUCGGCCGAAGGCACACCAUCGCAAACCGUUGACGCCUCCAAAACAGAGGGUUCUCGGCUGACAGGAGACGGAACGACAGAAAUGAAUCAUAAAAGGGUCAUAGAUGGUGAUGGCAUUGGAAGCCAUAGCUAUUCUCGCUUGAGACGCCUCAGUGAUGCUUCUUCAACGAAUGAUGUGUUUUUGACUAUUGUGGUGCAUUCUGCGGCGUGGGAAUUUUCAGGUGGAGUGAGUGCAGCGUCACUUGCUUUUGUUGCUGUCGCUGCCACGUUUACCAUCUGUUGAUU
This is a messenger RNA of Toxoplasma gondii ME49, 1865 nucleotides long. RefSeq names its product Toxoplasma gondii family A protein. NCBI's taxonomy places the organism in Eukaryota, Apicomplexa, Conoidasida, Eucoccidiorida, Sarcocystidae. The transcript has a single exon. Bases 709 to 1863 code for a protein of 384 amino acids. The record is from RefSeq and is a predicted model, not a curated record.